Molecule: messenger RNA, 351 nt
Organism: Colletotrichum chrysophilum
Lineage: Eukaryota; Fungi; Ascomycota; Sordariomycetes; Glomerellales; Glomerellaceae
Exons: 2
Coding region: 1-351 (116 amino acids)
Source: RefSeq, a predicted model, not a curated record
AUGUACCCUCAGCAACUUAUCGUCACUUUUUUGAUGGCUACCAGCGCCACUCUUGCUACCGCGAGAAGCAUCGACAGACGCCAAUUGCUUGGCAAUCUGGGCAGUCUCUCAUGCAAUGUGGCACGACUCCAGAUCCUCGGCGCCCUUGGUAACACCGACGACGCCGUUUCUAAAAUCACCGAUGCAACAGUCAAGGAUGCUGCCAACACAGGCCUUCAACAGGCGCGAGGAGGUAUUUCGCAAAUUGCGCAAUCCCUUCUGAGCGGUAGUGCACCUCCCGCAGCUAGCCGUGACGAAGUAGCAGCUGGACUCGCUGCAGCAGGCGACGCCCUCGCCAGUGCCGAUAAGUAA